Molecule: messenger RNA, 465 nt
Organism: Rhagoletis zephyria (snowberry fruit fly)
Lineage: Eukaryota; Metazoa; Arthropoda; Insecta; Diptera; Tephritidae
Product: small integral membrane protein 12-A
Source: RefSeq, a predicted model, not a curated record
UCAGCUGAUUAUCUUAAGUACGCCGGCAAGCAAAUGCAAGGUUUUAUAUAGAUAUAUUUUGAGCGUGAUAAAACAUAAUAAAUAUUGUGUAAUCAUAACAAGAAUCCGGCCCUUUUAAUAGUAAGUACAAAAUUUUAAAUAGUAAAAAAUGUGGCCCAUUAUCAUGGCGGUACUGCGCCGCAAUGCUGUCUACAUAACGCUACCUAUUGCUGCAGUUGUGGGUUUCAUUGGUUACAAUCUCGAGCGAAAGCUCUCGGACAGAUACACGCCAUAUAGCAAAUCUAUACAAGAGUGUCGCGCUGAACGCUUGGCCGAGGAAGAGUUGACCGACCCAACAGGCGUGGAAAAGUUGCGGUUAAAUACGAAUGUUCUGGAAAGGAAUCUAUCCCCUUCUUUGCAGCCAAAGACGUGAACUACCAGCAAGAUAUUAAAUAUCUUCUGAAAUUAGACAGGCUAAUAAAAAAG